Molecule: messenger RNA, 1686 nt
Organism: Cyphellophora attinorum
Lineage: Eukaryota; Fungi; Ascomycota; Eurotiomycetes; Chaetothyriales; Cyphellophoraceae
Product: Lignostilbene-alpha,beta-dioxygenase isozyme I
Exons: 2
Coding region: 1-1686 (561 amino acids)
Biological process (GO): carotene catabolic process
Molecular function (GO): carotenoid dioxygenase activity
Source: RefSeq, a predicted model, not a curated record
AUGGCACACAUCUUCGACAUCGCCGGCCAAGUCGACGUUGGACCAGCAUACGCCGACGGCCGCAAAACUGGUCCAUUCCCAGUCCAGUAUCCAUCAACGGGCGCAUUCCAGGGCUUCAACGCGCCCUCGCGCAUCGAAGGCACCGUUGAGUGCCUGACAUACACUGGCACAAUCCCCUCUUCAAUCAACGGCACAUUCUACCGCAUCCAACCAGACGCCCGCUACCCGCCCCUCUUCGAAGACGACAUCCACUUCAACGGCGACGGCAGCGUGACCGCCAUCCACAUUAACUCCUCCCUCGCCUCCUUCACCCAACGUUAUGUGCAUACCGAGCGAUACCUCCGCGAGACAUCCGCCCGGAGGGCUCUUUUCGGCCGCUACCGUAACCCUUUUACGGAUUCGCCUACCGUCGCUGGUGUGAUUCGUACUGCUGCGAACACUAAUAUUACUUUCUAUCGUGGUAUGUUGCUUGCGUCCAAGGAGGACGGACCGCCAUAUGCGAUGGACCCGACUACGCUCGAGACGCUGGGCCGGUAUGACUUUGAAGGCCAGAUCCGCACUCCUAGCUUCACCGCGCAUCCCAAAUUCGACCCCAAUACGGGGGAGAUGCUGUGUUUCGCGUACGAGGCCGGUGGGGACGGGCACGACGCGAGCCGCGAUGUGGUUGUGUGGACCGUCAGCAAGGAAGGAAUUGUAACGGAGGAACUGUGGUUCGAGGCGCCGUUUUGUGGCAUGAUACACGAUUGUGGGAUUAGUGAGAAUUAUGUGGUGUUGCCGUUGACACCGUUGAAGGCGGAUGCGGAGAGGUUGAGGCGAGGUGGAAAUCAUUUCGCGUGGGAUGGGCAGGAGGAUCAGUGGUAUGCGCUUGUGCCGAGGAGAGGUGGGAGGAAGGAGGAUGUUAGGUGGUUUAGGGCUGAUAACGGGUUUCAUGGCCACAUCGCAGGAUGCUAUGAGAACGAAGCCGGCCAUAUUGUGUACGAUCUCACAGUCGCAGAUGGCAAUGUCUUUUUCUUCUUUCCGGAGGAUGGCAAAAAGCCUGUUCCCCCCAACAAGCGGAGCCAACUGAACAGUCCGACGACUCGCUGGAUCUUCGACCCGUCAGCGCCGUCGGGUACGCGGGUGAAGCCUGCUGAGGUGUGGGACACCAACGGAGAGUUCAGCCGCAUCGACGACAGAUGGGUGACCAAGAGAUACAACCAUUUCUGGCAACUGUGUAUCGAUCCGUCGAAGCCGUAUGACUUUGCCAAGUGCGGUCCGCCGGCUGGUGGGCUGUUCAACACGAUGGGCAGGUUCAGCUGGGAGGGUAAGGUCGAAGAUAAGUGGUUUGCUGGCCCGACGUGUACAUUGCAGGAGCCGACGUUUAUUCCGGAACAGGGCGGUGGUGAAGGUGAUGGGUGGGUGAUAUGUCUGCUCAAUCAUCUGGAUAUGCUCAGGAAUGAUGUUCUGAUCUUUGAGAGUUUGAACAUAGCGAAGGGACCGAUUGCUGUGAUCAAUUUGCCAUUGAAGCUGAAGCUAGGUCUGCAUGGCAAUUGGGUUGAUCAGACUGAUAUCGAUGAGUGGGCAGAAAAGCGGAAGGUUGGAGGAGAGGCAGGCCUUGUGAAACUUGCCGAGAAGCCUCUGCUAUGGCAGGAGAGGUUAAUGGCGGCCAGCAACGGCGUGGCAAACGGCGUCAAUGGCCACACUUAA